AUGCCCAAAUGCCCGAAAUGCAACAAGGAGGUCUACUUUGCGGAGAAGGUGACGUCUCUGGGAAAGGACUGGCACCGACCAUGUCUGAAGUGUGAGAAGUGCAGCAAGACUCUGACUUCCGGCGGGCACGCUGAGCACGACGGGAAGCCUUACUGUAAUAAGCCCUGCUACGCUGCCCUGUUUGGACCAAAAGGUUUCGGUCAUGGAGGAACCGAGAGCCACACUUUCAACUGA
Molecule: messenger RNA, 234 nt
Organism: Knipowitschia caucasica
Lineage: Eukaryota; Metazoa; Chordata; Actinopteri; Gobiiformes; Gobiidae
Source: the annotation of a GenBank genome assembly